This is a messenger RNA of Neopelma chrysocephalum (saffron-crested tyrant-manakin), 2345 nucleotides long. RefSeq names its product transmembrane serine protease 2 (gene TMPRSS2). Gene Ontology annotation, biological process: protein autoprocessing. Gene Ontology annotation, molecular function: serine-type endopeptidase activity; protein binding. The transcript is spliced from 15 exons. Bases 325 to 1806 code for a protein of 493 amino acids. Gene Ontology annotation, cellular component: membrane. The record is from RefSeq and is a predicted model, not a curated record. Lineage: Eukaryota; Metazoa; Chordata; Aves; Passeriformes; Pipridae.
UGCCCCUUCCCCGCUCCCUGACUCCUCCCCGGCCGCAGCGGCUGCUCCCGGCUCCGUACUCCCGUGUUCCAUCCCGUCCCGUCCCGCUCCGCCGGGAGCAGCCCCAGAGAACAAGGGACAAAAAUAUCCUCCUCCAACUUUUUAAUUGUCCUCUAAGUCUGGGCAGAGCUGCACUUCCUGACUGCUGUGAAGAGCUGGGUAAAAAUGGACGCUACAUAAAGUGAAGCAGAAGUCCUGAAGCCUUAGUCACCAAUCGGAUGGACUUACUGUUCAUGCUUUACUUCCAAACACUUGAAUUGUUUCUGUACUGUUGACAAAGGAAAGAUGACCUCUACUGUAGGUCCACCACCGCCAUACUACGAGAACCACGGCUUUCAGGCAGAACACAUCUAUCCUGCCCGCCAGGCAGUGGGUGCUAAUCCAUAUCCGCACUUCUACUCCACAAAUGCUCCCUCAGUGCCAAGCUAUGUCCCAAGGGUUCACACCCACCAGUCCACCAGGCCAGUAGCACAUUCAUCCGGGAGAUCGUGUGCAUCGAGUUUAAGGAAAACCAUAAUAAUAUUAUUAUCUAUUUUGAUAGUCAUUUGUUGUGCAAUCGCUGCUUUCUUCGUCUGGUAUUUUGGGCUGUUUCUCUCUCUCCCUGCAGUGGAGAACCAUUGUCUGGGCUCCCUGAUCGAGUGUGGAUCUUCAGGAGUGUGCAUGCCACCGUCUCAGUGGUGUGAUGGAGUGAGUGACUGCCCCAACGGGGAGGACGAAACCCGCUGUGUUAGACUUUUUGGACCAAAUUUCAUCCUGGAAGUUUAUUCACCUGUCAGCAACUCCUGGUAUCCUGUUUGUCAAGAUGACUGGAAUGAUGACUAUGGGAAGAUUGCAUGUAAAGACAUGGGCUACAGUGUGGAUACGUAUUACUACAGUCGUGGGGUAGUACCUGAUGUCAGCUUUAAAAGCUACAUGAAGCUGAACACAAGUGCUGGGAAUAUAGACUUGUACAAAAAGCUGUACAGCAGUGAUUCCUGUGCCUCAGGAAAUGUGGUUUCCCUGCGCUGCAUAGAGUGUGGCCUGUCCUCCAGGAGCGUGAACAUGAUGAACAGGAUCGUGGGCGGCAGCGGGGCCGUGCUGGGGCAGUGGCCGUGGCAGGUCAGCCUGCACGUGGAGGGCACCCACGUCUGCGGGGGCUCCAUCAUCACCCGCCAGUGGAUCGUGACGGCGGCACACUGCGUGGAAGGGCGAUUUUCUGACCCACACAGCUGGAGGGUUUAUGCUGGGAUUCUGAAUCAGGAUGAGAUGUUCUUCAAAAGUGGAUACAGAGUGCAUCUGAUUAUUUCCCAUCCAGAUUACGACACAGAUUCCAAAGACAAUGAUGUUGCCCUUAUGAAGUUGGAGUCACCACUGACUUUUACUGAAACUGUACGGCCAGUUUGUCUGCCAAAUCCAGGAAUGAUGUUCCAGCCUGAUCAGCAGUGCUGGAUAUCAGGGUGGGGAGCAGAGUACCAAGGAGGCAAAACAUCAAAUAGCUUGAAUUUUGUUGCGGUGCCCUUAAUAGAACGUUCGAGGUGUAAUUCUCCCUCUAUCUAUAGUGGCAUGAUUUUGCCUACAAUGAUCUGUGCUGGAAAUCUAGCAGGAGGAGUCGAUUCCUGUCAGGGUGACAGUGGAGGCCCACUGGUGACUAACAAAAACUCUGUGUGGUGGCUGGUUGGAGAUACCAGCUGGGGAACUGGCUGUGCUACUCCCAAUAAACCUGGAGUGUACGGGAAUAUGACUGUGUUUACAGAUUGGAUUUAUAGAAAUAUGCAGGCAAACAGUUGACAGCAACGUCUUCCCUUGCUGAUCGAUGUUUCUGAGGACAAGAAUAAAUGAAGCCAUGGGUGCCUGGGAUAUUUAUUCACUUUGCAAUUGAUUUUUUUUUUUUUCACUUUGAAUUUUCUUUUUAAAAAUGUCAUGAAGGAUUGCACACUUGGUUCUGUGCUGGCUACAGUGACUGAUGGUAAUCAGUGAAGGAUUAUCACAAUGAGCACCUUUCUUCUCCUUGUGGUGCCUGGCAGAAAGUCAUUCUGUCAACUGCUUGCUAAAAUGUCUCUCUUUAGUUGAGUAACUUUCACUUGGUAAUCAGGUACAGGCUUAUAAUGGCAAUUUAAAUCAGAAUUUAAUUUAAGAUUUUCAUAGCAGGAUGUUGAGACGGUUUAGUAGUCUUUUAAAUUAAAUGUUAAAUAAUGUGAAUGUUGAAUCUCUGAGCUGCUGGUUGGCAAUUUAAAAAGAAAUUAAUGUUUUUUUAGUGUAGAAUCAUAGAGUGGUUUGGGUAGGAAGGGACCUUAAAGCUCAUCCAGUUCCAACCCCCUGCCAUGGGC